GUAGGGCUGCAAAUAACAAUUAUUUUCAUCUUUGAUCACAAUGACAUUGAUUUUCUCAAUAAAAAUAGUCAGAAUCACUAUUUCUCAGAGCCCAAGAUGAUAUUUUUUAAAUAUCUUGUUUUGUCUGACCAACAGUCCAAAACAUAUAAUCAGUUAUAUAAUAUAGAAAAGGCAGGUAAUCAUAACAAGUUGUGGAAUAUAUAUGGAAAAGUACUUUGCUUGAGUAUACUAAGCUCAAUCAAGCCCAUUGCUACAUUAUACUUAUACUCCACUACAUUUUGGAGAAAAAUAUUGUACUUUUUACUCCAUUACAUUUAUUUGAUAAAUGCCUAACUAAUAGUUACUUUGCAGAGAUAAAUACAAUCCAAACAAUUGUUUCCAUUUCAGUUAUGUAUUUUCACACCUACUUUUAGUUUUUGCUUUAGUUUUAGUUAAUUAUAAUAACCUCGGACCACAGUAGAACAAUUCAGAGUAUUUUGCUCAGGCUUUUCAAGAAUUCUUUAAAUAGUAACACUGGUCUUAGAUCACCCAUAAGCUGAUGUUUGGGCUAACUGUUUUGAGCCUUUGUAGCAUUUCAGAACAGAAGAGCAAGAAGAGGGAGUAGUAUUAUGAUAUGUGAGCCCCCCAGCAAUGACCCCUUUUUUUUUUUUUUUUAAAACCCUUUUCUGUGUGAAAGACUUUUAAAAUGCCUUCUUUGUGCCAGGCUGGGAUGCCAGACUCUUACAACCUACAAGUCACCUAAAGAAGAACAUCUUCUGGCUAUGAGAAAUAUUUAGCAUAGCAGCAAGCUUACACGGUCACAUGACUCCUCUGCUGCCCAGGCUGUGACCUUGUAUUGUGCAUCAUGCUGCCCUCUUGACUCACUGUGCUUUUAUUAUAUAUAAAGGAAAAUAUUCUGUGUACUGUUGUAGAUAUUUAGCUCUCUCUUCGCAGCAAGAAUUUGAACUACAGUGGGGUGCAUUUCUGUUUUAGUUACAAUAAUACAGAAUUUCUCCAAACAAUCAUCUCCUUGCAUAAUUUGUACAUGACACAUCUAACAAUUGAAACAUAAUUGCACCAUGUUGUUGGGGUACUGUUGUUUUAUUAACUGGCCUGAAAAAUCAACAAUAACUGAUAUAGAUUAGCACUGUAAUCCUAGAAAAUAUAGCAAUAGCAUAAAGAAAUAGCAUGGUCAUUAGUAUUAGCAUGGUCUUUUCUUUAUAUUUUGGUAAAUUUAACUUGUUUCACUUAGCAACAUAGUUCCCAGCAAAGAUGGAGUUGCAUUUAGUGUGCUGAUUUUCUCCUUAACAUAAAUAUGUAAUGAUGCAAAAAGUAAACACACUUCUCUAUUGGCUGCACUUUAUUAUGAAUUAAAUGUAUUCAAUUAGGUAUAUGCCUUACUUACUGAUGAAUAACAUUGUUGCAAAAGCUCAAAAUGAAAGCUAACACACAAAUACACUAUUAUUCAGCAUCUGUACCAUAUUGGUAAGUGACCAUCAUGAUACCAUCAUAAUACAAGUGAUGUAUUCUAGAGAAAAAGAAAGAUGAGUCACAUAUUUUAUACAUACUGUUUCUAAAAAUAGGCCCAUAAGUAUGUUAUCAAAUAGUUACAGUGAAACUGAAGAGGCAAGAAGUCACAAACUAAUCCUGCCUUGUUAAUUGGUUUACAGCUAACGCCAGUCAGCUCCAUCUGUUUUUGUCUGAAAAGAGCUCUCAAGAGCCACAGCUUACAAGAGGCAAAUGGAAAACAAAUCACUCCACACGCAAAGAAAGUAAAAACUUCUCAUCCAUGCCGCAGAACGCAGGUGGCAGCCAUGGAGAAGUGGUAACAAGGAAGGAUUAGCUGCUGAUUACAAUUCUGAGCAAAUUAUGUUUCUCCAAGAGGUUUGUUUACUGCAGAUGCAGGUGAUGAACAUUCAGAACCCAGCAUGACUCUCUUGUCUGGCCUUUGCACUCUCCAUACAGCAGCCCUGUUGUCACAUGCAGGCAGUUGUCAGGUCUAACCCUCGGCUUAAGCUUUGCGCAUGCCUGCUCCUUCUGUCUCAAUGACUGCCUGUCUGUCAGGAGCUUCUUAGUGCUCAGACCACAGAAGGACUUUGACAUCAACAACAGACAUGAGCUUUACCGUCGAGGAGAGGGGCAGGCCAAACACCCAGGACUACAGGGUGUUUUUCAAAAACUCUGAGGGCAAAUACAUCUCUCCAUUCCACGACAUUCCCAUCUACGCAAAUGAAGCAGAGAAUAUUUUUCAUGCUGUUGUCGAGGUUCCAAGAUGGACAAAUGCAAAGAUGGAGAUUGCCACCAAAGAUCCUCUAAAUCCACUGAAACAAGACAUUAAGAAGGGGAAUCUUCGUUAUGUAGCAAAUGUGUUUCCUCACAAAGGCUACAUCUGGAAUUAUGGAGCUAUUCCACAGACAUGGGAAGACCCCAAUCACAAGGACAGUGACACAGGAUGCUGCGGAGACAACGAUCCUAUCGAUAUUUGUGACAUAGGAAAUAAGGUGUGCUCUCGGGGAGAAAUAAUCAAAGUGAAGGUUCUGGGAACUCUGGCUUUGAUCGAUGAGGGAGAAACAGACUGGAAGGUCAUUGUGAUCAAUACUGAGGACCCUGAAGCCGCCGACUUUAACAAUAUUGAUGAUGUAAGACGACUUAAGCCUGGAUACCUGGAGGCAACUUUUGAUUGGUUCAAAAGAUACAAAGUCCCUGAUGGGAAACCUGAAAAUCAGUUUGCUUUCAAUGGGGAGUUCAAGGACAGGGACUUUGCCAUUGAAACAGUCAAGAGCACUCAUGAGUUUUGGAAGGCACUGAUUUCUAAGAAGACCAGUGCUGGCGACUUAAACUGCAUGAAUACCAGUGUCUCAGAUAGUCCAUUCUGCUGCUCUGCUGGGGAUGCAGAGGCUGUGGUUAAGUCUGCAAGUGCUUUUGGAGAUGAAGAUCCCAUUCCAAGUUCAGUCGACAAAUGGUUUUACUAUGAGAUAUAAGAGGAAAAUCCUGGGCAGGAACCUUCAUUCAUUCCUUCACUUCAUCUCAUUUCAACACAUCAGAACACCACAUGAACUGGAUAGACUGGAUUUAUAUUUUAGGUCACAUUUUCUUCUUGAUUGUGAUGCUUGUUGUUGGAUAGUAGCAAUAAUUUCAGGCUUGACAGAAGAUUACAAUAAACCAUUCAAUUCCA
Dicentrarchus labrax (European seabass) is the source of this 3154-nucleotide messenger RNA. RefSeq names its product inorganic pyrophosphatase 1a (gene ppa1a). Gene Ontology annotation, cellular component: cytoplasm. The transcript is spliced from 11 exons. NCBI's taxonomy places the organism in Eukaryota, Metazoa, Chordata, Actinopteri, Moronidae. Bases 2094 to 2960 code for a protein of 288 amino acids. The record is from RefSeq and is a predicted model, not a curated record. Gene Ontology annotation, biological process: phosphate-containing compound metabolic process. Gene Ontology annotation, molecular function: inorganic diphosphate phosphatase activity; magnesium ion binding.